AUGAGCGCGAGCGCCGACGCCGAACCUGCAGCAGUAUGGACCCGAGCGCCUGGCAAGCAAUACAGCAGAGCCAGUGGCGGCGCUGGAGUAUAUCUUGUUCGUGAAGACGGGACAAAGGUGCUCGAUGGCAGCAGUGGCGCAGCAGUCUCAUGUCUGGGACAUGGCCAUGCAGAUGUAACUGCGGCCAUCGUACAGCAAGCUCAACAACUGGCGUUCGCCCACAGCUCGUUCUUUGCCAGCGAACCUGCACAAAAGCUAGCCCGAAUGCUCACCAAAUCGAGUGGAGGUGCUUUCGAGAAGCUGCUGAUCUUGAAUUCGGGGUCGGAGGCGGUAGAGUCGGCUAUCAAGAUCUCGAGACAGUACGCCUUGUGCAACGACGAACCUGAGCGGGUCAACAUCAUCGCCAGAGAAUCCGCAUAUCAUGGCAACACCAUUGGCGCGUUGUCAGCUGGACACCAUCCGGGACGUCGAGGACCAUUUGUGCCGAUGCUUUCACCAGUAUUCCAUCACGUCUCUCCAUGUUUCUUCCGAAGAGAUGCUCGUCCCGGAGAAGACGAGUCUGCAUAUGUGAAACGUCUCCUAGCUGACUACGAGGAAAUGUUCAUCAAGCUUGGACCGUCCACAGUCGCUGCAGUUAUCGUCGAGCCGGUUUCGGGGGCCACGCUCGGUGCGGUGCCUGCUGCGCAAGGGUAUCUGGCCGGUCUGCGUGAGCUGUGCGACAAACAUGGCGCUCUACUCAUCUUUGACGAAGUCAUGUGCGGUAUGGGUCGGAUUGGAAGCCAACAUGCCUGGCAGUCCCUUGGCGGAGUAGCACCAGACGUACAAACCAUCGGCAAAGGUCUUGCGGGUGGGUAUCAGCCGAUAUCAGGGGUCCUCUUCAGCAAGAAGAUCUCUGAUGCUAUCACCAAAUCGCAUUCGACAAAGCCGUUCAUGAGUGGACAUACCUAUCAGGAUCAUCCGAUCGGGUGUGCAGCAGCUGUUGCCACUCAGCAGGCGAUCAUCCAAGAUAAUCUCCUCGAGAAUGUCAGAGCCACGGGCGAACUGCUUAAGAACAAGCUCAAAGCCGAAGUGCCACUGUUGAAGGAGAUCAGGGGUAUGGGUCUGUUCGUCGCCGUCGAGUUCGCUACAGAGACUCACGACAAACCAAUUGGGGCUGAGGUAGCUGCCGCCUGCUUAAAGAAUGGUGCUGCGGUUUAUCUGUGCUCUGAUCUGGUCGACGCUAUACUGUUUGCGCCGCCGUACAUCAUCUCGGCUGACGAGAUUGACGAGCUGGUUGGCAUAUUCGUGAAGUCGACACGCGAGGUACUGAACAGUAGAAGCAUAGGGGUGAACGGGCAUGGGUGA
Messenger RNA from Cyphellophora europaea CBS 101466, 1344 nucleotides. RefSeq lists its product as uncharacterized. The coding region runs from base 1 to 1344 and encodes 447 amino acids. NCBI's taxonomy places the organism in Eukaryota, Fungi, Ascomycota, Eurotiomycetes, Chaetothyriales, Cyphellophoraceae. The record is from RefSeq and is a predicted model, not a curated record. The transcript has a single exon. Gene Ontology annotation, cellular component: cytosol. Gene Ontology annotation, molecular function: pyridoxal phosphate binding; transaminase activity.